ACCGCAUUAAAUCUUAUGAACGAGUUUGGUAUCAUCUGUGUUUCACUUAACCACAUAUAUGGUCAAUUUUAUUACCCAUUGAGUCACUUUUCACAUUGUUUUUAUCUUUCUCCAGUGCCUUGUCCUCCUGAAAAUGUUGUGUUUGAGCUGGACUGUGGCAGUAACACAGCACAGGUGGAUUGGCAGCCCAGCAGGGGGGCUGAACACUACAUCGUCCAAGGCUUCGGUGUGGAAGAGGGAGAAACCAGUUGCGUGACGGACUCCCAGGCCUGCGUCCUGCCAGACCUCAAGUGUGGCUUCACCUACAACAUCAGUGUGAUCGCUGUCAACAGCGUGUGCAACGUGUCUCAAAGCGAUGUUGGACAACUUAAAGCAGUACCCUGUGUACCAGAUCAGGUGAAAACCCGUGUGGAUUGUAAGUCCGGUGGGGUGAUGGUCUCCUGGGGGCCGAGUCAAGGAGCCCUGUCUUAUACCGCAGUUGCUCAGGGCAGAGCAGGCUAUGCUCCAUCGUGCAUCAGCAAUGAAACAACUUGCCUGCUAAAUGACCUGCUAUGUGGCUUCAACUACUCCAUCACCGUUGUUGCUUCUGAUGACAUGUGUAGCAGUGCUGUGACGCCAGCUGUGCACAUUGCCACAGUGCCAUGCGUACCGCAGAAAGUAGCAGCAAAGAUGACGUGUAAGAACAACACGGGUGUGGUUUCAUGGCAAGGUGUGGGUGACGUGGCCUCCUAUAAGGUGCAGGCUUUCGGCCCUGAUGGUCACAAAAUCGACUGCAACAGCACUAAAAGCAGCUGUGAGCUGCCCGGCAUGCAUUGCGGCCAGCUCUACAACCUAACAGUCACAGCUCAGGAUGGACGCUGCGAUAACAGCAAGACCUACCUCACGCUGCAGUCUG
This is a messenger RNA of Austrofundulus limnaeus, 895 nucleotides long. Its product is annotated as fibronectin type III domain-containing protein 7. The record is from RefSeq and is a predicted model, not a curated record. Gene Ontology annotation, molecular function: protein binding. Lineage: Eukaryota; Metazoa; Chordata; Actinopteri; Cyprinodontiformes; Rivulidae.